Molecule: messenger RNA, 7286 nt
Organism: Amoebophrya sp. A120
Lineage: Eukaryota; Dinophyceae; Syndiniales; Amoebophryaceae
Source: the annotation of a GenBank genome assembly
AGUUCCCAACAAUUUUUUUCCCCAUAAUAAUUUCGUAUUCGCACUUACUAUAAUUUCACUUCACUUCAUCUUCAUCUUUCAUUUAAGUACUUUGCAACCCUCGUGCAGUGAUGCCAUGUUUUCGACAACUGUACUAGCUGCCUAGAUCUAGAUCGAGAUCACUACCGCGCGCACGUGGUACUGUUGUGCAUCGUACAGGCUCUUGUGGGCUUAUGCAUUGCAAAUGUUUACUCUGGUUCCUCUGGAAGUUUGUGUUGCUGGUACUUGCAAUGCAGGGCCACCUCUUGGUGAUGUACGGGAUAACAACAUGUGAAGGAAUUUUCCUCGGCUUAUAAUCUUGCGACGAGUUUAUUAUUAUUCGCGUUUAGCAUGACAAGAAACCGCGACCACUCAUCAACUACACGGCAAUCACAAAACCGCUGGCCAGUCGCAUUUUUCAUGCCCUGCAGAUCCUGUCCAUGUCCUUUCAAUUUUGCAUCACAAACCCAGACCCAGACCUGAGUAUUUGCCAUGCAUAGCGGCCUACUAGCAUCUUCUUCGUCGCGGGGAGGAGGAAAUAAUGCUGGACCACGACCGCCACCGCGCGGUUGUCCUACAGGAGAUCGUCAUCGACGUAGAGAUAUCCAUUGCAGCAAAUGUGUCCGGGUCGAAAAAUUUGUGUUGCUGAUAAGUAUAUACCAGCACUGCAGAAUGGCUGCCUGCACGGGUCAACAGCAUCAGUAGUUUCGCGAGGCCUAUUACAGAUUCAUUCGUUGUAAAACGCACUAUACAAACUUUGACCAUCCAGCAUGAUCAUGAAAGAUGAAACGCGCACUCACGGAAGAAGAUCACAGACCUUAAUCCAAAUCUCGCAUCACAAACCCAGACCAAGACAGAUUUGCAAUGCAUACGAAGAAGAACCGCAGGCGUGGGAGCAGAGGGACGGUGUUGGGGAGGAAGAUGCAAGCACGACGCCGCUGCUCGCAGGCUACUCUCUAUUCAAGAAAAAAAGAAACUGUGUCAGCGUAAGUCUGUCUCUGUGCUGCAAAAACUUGUAACGCAGAAGUUUACACUUGUCAUGUCAGACAGCCAAGAAGCUCCCUUUUCAUGAGAUGCGUUUUCACCUACAACUAGCCGUCCUUGAUAGGCUUUCUAUGUCCUACUCAGAUCAAAGCUGUCAUGCUGUAGGAUUCACUCUAAGUCUAAGGGAGUUCUUACACGAGCACAGUGCUUUUCUUGGAUACUGCUCUCAAGAACACCCGUCGUGGCAAUUAUCGGAGAAAGAUGAAGACUCUGACGUUGAAACCUUAACCUCAACUACGUCGGCACACGGCCAGAGUUGUCUUGGCGUCAGCACAAACAAGAGAAGUUCAAGUUACGAGAAUCAUUUUGGGCGGGCUGCAGUUGAUGAUGAUAAAGAUGGUGAACAAGAAUCUGAAUCGCCCACUUUUUUUUCGCGGUGUCCCGGACUUUUUGUUUUUUCUCCUUCUCCAGCAAACCUCCCAGUGUCAGCUUCGCGGUCACAAAAGCGGAAUAAAGUGCGCAGAAGGGGUUUUUGUGCGGGAAGGAGUGACGUCGGAGGACCGACAAAGCAGCGGUGUGGGCCGCUGACCAGCCCGCACUACAGUUCUUUGUCCUUCUUCAUGCUGUCCUUGUUGCUUGCUGGGAUUUUUUUGCUCGUGAUGUACGUUGGGCGUCUCGUCAACCACGCGGGUCCUGGAUCAAGCGUGCUUUCUUCCAUUUUUGGUUCUUUCCGUGCGGAGGACUUCUGGUUCGGAACUCCUGACGUUGUCUCGGCGCCACCGGUUGGCCCUGUCGUGGUGGUCAACAUGCCGUCUACAACUUCAGUCUCCGCGAAGAACUCAACUUCUAGUCCCGGCACUACAGCAAACGAGUACGAGAUGAAGCCGGAAAAGACUCUCGACGCCAGAUCUUCUACGACUUGUGGAGAAGGUAUGGAAGCGUCAGGACUGAAAUCGCUAAAGUUGAAAUGGUUUCUCAUGCAUAAAUUGCAAGGCAUGAAGUGCCUCUCUUGCAGGGGCAGCAAGUGAGGCCGACUGUCAGCCUGUUUGGGGUCUGCGGUAGAGCUGCUGAAGUAGCAUGACAAAAGACGCCUUCUGUCCCAAAACAUGACAUCAUGACAAACUGGAUUUAGACGUGGCCGAAAUUUGUCAUGCAGCGCUUGAAAAUUGGGCUUCCAACUGAUAUCGAUUUUAUGCAUUGCAAGUUAUUUCAACUUUGUCGAUUUCAGGCCUGACACUCUCAUAGAAGGACAAGGUACUCCAGCAUGUGCGCGGCCGCCAGGGGGGGCCAAGAACGUCGUCGCCCGACAUACACAACAGUUGCCGACCGCCGCAAGAACAGAAGCUCCGCCACAACUGGCAGCUGCCCCGUACUACCGGGAGACGUUGAUGGAACAUCAAAAAAGCGACAGUGAGACCAGGGAAACAUCAAAAAAGCAAGAAGGAUUUUACCGACCGCAGAAUAAAAACCGCGACAAUUAUCGUGUUGAAGAUUGGCACACCAAGGAUGACCGUGACCUGCCGCCAGUGCUGCGGCAGCCGGAUACCGUUACUACCGCGGACGAGGAUCGUCACGAUAUGAGAGCGUCGACUCGGAAAGCGACAAAGCGAAAAUCAAAAUGCUUUGUGAUGCAUGAAAUGCUACAUAUUACAGUAGAAUGCUUGUGUUGGAUAGCAGACAAAUUUAUGAGCUGGCCGCGUGUAUUAAGCUUCACAGUGGCGAGAACGUGGCUGCUAAAUAGAGCGCGCCCUGUGUUGUUGCUUUUGCGCCAACUAGCUCGACAAACUGCUGUCACGUGCCGCAAAAACUUUUCGUGCGCCGCUCAGAAACGGCACACCAACUGCUUGCAUGGGUUUUCCGCAUCAUGACGCGCGAAUAUUUUCAUUUUGUUGAUUUCGACACUUAAACUUCCAUAAAUGCCGAAGACGUUGCCAUGGUUGCGUCAGGGGAGAGUAAUAACGCGCUAGUGGAAAUGCCGGAUCCGGUAUAAAACAAGACAACUUCGCCACGGUCAUUUACCGGCAAUCCUGCAAGACAACAGCGUCGAAUUAUUUCACAGGCGAGCGCCCUUUAUUUGUUUGUGCAAUUACAAUACAAUAUUAAUAUACAAGAUUAAACUAAAAGCCCCGAUCCGAAGGAAGAACUUCUCAUGCAAAACCUGCUGAAUAAGCAUAGUGAGUGAAGACGGUGGUGAGGAGCAUCUUUCUUUCCAUAUCAGGAUAAUGAAGCCCUACACCAACACCAAGACUUCCAGGAGCUCGCGCAACGCAGGAAGUUCAACACGACACAGUCGGGGUCCUCGCUUCUCCAUGUUGCUACAAAGACCAAAAUCGUACAGACCAAAACCGUACCACAUGGAAACAUGUCUCAAGGUGAUGACCUAUAGCAGGCUCAAGAAGAAAUGUUAUGACCACGAUUUCAAUUCGUAGUAUGCAAGAACUAGAAGGAAGUGAAGCUACAGCUUCGUCCGCAUUGUGAUGUCAUCAUAGUACCAAGUACACUGAUACUCGAAGAUGAGUGGAAGGCAAGAAAAUGGUGGCCAUAGUCUUGUAGUUGUGACACAAAAAAAGUUGGAGUUCUACUCAACGCUCGAUGGCAGUGCUUCCGCUGUUGCCUCACGUCGGUGGCGCGGCUGCUGCCGUGGAUGCUCUCAGCCCGACCUCAGGCGAGGGAAAUACCUUGUAUAUAUGGAUCCUCUAUACGAAUGUAGUGCCACGACAUGCAAGCGCGACCGCGGCGCUACCACUGCUAGACAACAUCCAGGCUGGUGCGCUUGAUAUGAUUUUUUUUCCGUGACGAAGUUUUGCCCUCCUGAAGAGGAUGAGUUACUCGUAAAUUAUUUUUGUACUGUGUUGUUGUGUCGGAUACGAGAACGGGCACGGCUACGGGAACAAUUGAAUCUUCGUUGCACAACUCGGGAUCGCCUUGGGGCAUUUUUCGCUAUGAUUCUUGACUGGGAUCGAAGUUGCGACCGUUGUGACGUCUUGCUGCAUUGCCGCGAUGUUCGUGGGCUUGUCUGUGCAAAUUCGCGACAUGUGGAAAAAGGGCUUCCCACAUUGCCUAAAUCCAAGAGACAACGAAGUCGCACACGAUGAACCCGUGCUACAAGAACGAGGUGGAGGAGAUGAUGGACCUUUGCCGGUGUCACCUUCGCACAGCUCUACUAGCAAGCGAAAAGACGAGACGCAGACGGAGACGAGCAGCCCUGCUCAGCUUGAGGCUGCGGGUGAUGCCGCCAGUGCCACACCACAAGAUCUUCGUGUACAAAUACCCGCCUUCAUGGGCGAGGCGGCCGCCAAUCUAGAGAAGGGAAUGGACAAUCCAAGAUUGGCCGCCCAGACAAAUAUCCGCGACGUCAUUGAGAUCCUUGCGGAGCUGUCGCUCGCAGACAUGUUGCCAGGAGACGUGACGAGUUUGAGUCCCGCUUUGGGUCGCAAGAGAUCGGAUGAGGUCUUUCCGAAUUAUUUCGCCUUCCUCCGGGAGGAAGGUACCGAGCGGAUCUUUCUCUGGGCUGCUGCGAUCCACUAUUCCACAGAAAAGCGCACUCACACUAAAUGCCAAUUUGUUUUUGAUCGUGGUUCUGGUUCGUCCUGCGGAGAGGCAUCUUACUUUCUUGUAUGUUCACAACCGCGGCAAAUCCUUGCGAACCUCGUGUUGCAUUUUUUCUCAGGGCGUUCGUCUAUUGCCGAAAGUUGGAAUUUGUGCCUCCACUGCACAUACAACAACACGCAUGGGAAGUGAUGUGGUAUUUCGAAUUAUAUAUAUGUAGUCACGCCGCGGCCGUGGGCGUGCUUUUCUAGAUGAUUGCUAGGCAAGUGCGGACGAGAAGCAAGCCGCGGAGAUUGAGGCCUUCACAAAUCCGGAGAUAUCGGCAUGAAAAACAAAAAGCGCCCAAAAAAUUCAAACGGAGACUUCUUGUCGCGCAUGUUUUUUUUAUCACUGUGCUGUCACAAAGCAGCCAUGUUUUGCACAUAGAAAGUGAGAACCUACCGGACUGAGUUGCGUACUAGCGCACUUUGCAGGAAGCCGCCUGCAAGCGGCUCUCUUUGCUUACUGCAGAGAAAGCUGACUGGCGCAAGUUACUAGCAGUAGUGCUGCAGUCUCUGAGAAUUGAGGCGGGCUUUGGUAUUUGCAAUGUGAUACGAAGAAGCAUUCACCCCGAAGGACAAGCGCGACCUCUUCAGUGCUGUGGCUGACGGUAUCGCGGCGGAGGUUGUUCGAACAGGAGCCACGUCGGCCAGCGAUGUUCGUCAAGCCGAAGGCCCAAGAAGUUCCAUCGCCUCCUUUCUCGCAGUCGACCCGGUUGGAAGAAAGUUUGUUGCCGAAGUCUUGGGCGACUGGCUGGGCCCAGGCGCCAAUUGCAGGGACAAGGAUAGCGGAGCCUGUCCGGUUCAACAUUUGCCGCCGCCGCGCCCGCAAGCGGUUGCACUUUUUAGAUUAACGCAGGAAGUGCUUAAAAAGCUGCAGGAGGAGGACCGCGACGCAGUUUUUCAAAACCUGGUAGAUGCGCGGAUGCCCGACGGCGCAAUAGGCGCCGUGUAUGGGCGUGCAAUGAUUUAUCAGAAAUCGCAUUGCGUCAAGGGCAAUGACGGGCGCGAGCCGGACGUAUUUCAGAGAGAAACUGCCUGGGUCUCAUGCCUUUAUUUGGACACCAACUACGCAGGCGCGUGAAUCACCUGGCAUUAGAAGUCGAAUUAUCUCUGUUCUUCCGUCAGCAGCAAGGGGAACACGCCGAGAAAGCCUGGCUGAGGCAGCUUUUUUGCAUGUCGAGCGUGAUGGACGAAACCUGCUUGCAUGUCGAGCGUGGUUGCCGAACUUCUGUUCACACUCACCGAGCUGAGACUACAGGCGCAGUUUUUUCUCACGAUAGAAAGGCGGCCGGGAGCGGUCACCGCUAAUGCGUGCCGCGUUCGCGCAGUUCAAGAGGGAAGCCCAGGAGGAAGCGGUUACAGCUUGGAUGGCCGUUAGAAAUUAGGUAGGUUAUUUUGCGGAGAUUUGACAUUGUUGCUAGAAUUUCGCCGGCGUUGCGGGGAAAAAUUACGAACCAGCUUUCGGGCUCAGAAUUUUGAUUGCAAUGCGGGUUCUUCUUGUGAUCCCUUCUGGUGUCCCCUUCUUAGUUGCGUCUUCCCUGCUAGCAGUGUGGGUCCUUCUUGUGUCCGAAGGCAGAGACGAGAGUCUCUGCCUUCGCCCACAACGGACACGACGAACUGACUUUCCGGCUUCAUAGAUUUUUGCGGAAAAUUUGCUUGGUUAUUUUAUGAAAAGCUGCUUUUUUGCGCGCCGGUUAUUUUAUAAAAAUGUGGAUUGUGCCGCCAUGAUUAGAUUUGUGCGCGGGUGUUCGUUCGUAAAAUAACCAGCCGCAGUCUUGUAAAAUAACCCGUAAAAUAACCAAACGCGCAGUCAGCCCCAUUUUCGCCCUUCUGUAACAGCGUAAUCGCGAUGGUAUCGGGCGACAGAAAAACCGACAAUAUCGGGCGUUUUCAACUCUAGCCCGAUGGUGUGCGUGAUUUCCUGUCUAGUUUCCGCGUGCAGGCCCCAAAAGAUUAGCAACGCAGGUAGCUUGUCGCGGUCAUUAGUCAAGGCAUGAGCAGGAUGGUUGGAAAGGGAGGCGCUGAUAGUUGACGAUGUAAAAUCUCCGUAAAAUAACCAUUGUGAAUUCUAAUGGGUGUCCAAGCUCUAAGGAAGCGGACGCGGGUGGUCGUGCUCCGGAACUUGAGACCCUGCUGAAUGCGCAGGUCCAAGAAUUUCUGCGGCAGGUCGGGGUUGGGGGCGGUGUUGUUCUGCAAGAGCAGGACAAAAAGGAACAGGCCGGCGCCAUGGCGUCAGCAUCCGGGAGCCGGGACCCGCAAGGGGCUCUUGAAGCAGGGGCAGACGCUGCGCAGCAUGGGUCGGGGCCGGCACUUGCGGCCGAGGAACAAAAACCAAAUUCUUCUCAGCCCUCGCACCGAGCCACCGCUGCAGCAGGUGGCAGCGGGCAGCCAUCAGUUGUGACGACCGGCGCCGCAGCAAACAGCAGCACGGCCGUAAGGGCAGCCGCAAACCCUUUGGGCCCGGGGCCAGAGCCAGCUGCUCUAAGGCCAGGGCCAGGGGCCGUGGCAAGUGGUGUGCGGUCAGCUGCCGCGACAUCAGGAGCAGCGGGAGGAGGGCCGGCCGGUAGAGUGGGGCCAGACGCCCCACAGCAUCUGCAGUCGAGACCCGUAAUUGCGGCCCAACAUGCGACCCAGCCUACGGCGUCAACCGGGAAACAGCCACCAGAACAAGCGAAGAACAGCAAGUGCUGCUAA